GAAAGACUAGUAACUAAGAAAAUACUAAAUGGCCGUUCAUUAUUUAUAUUUUCUUGAGUUAAUUUGAUCUUUUAGGUGGCUUGUUAUGUAUAACAUAUAAAAAUGAAUUACAUGCGAAAAUUGGCAUUAAAAUAUAUUAAGAAUCCUUCAAAAUAUGCACAUGUACUAUUGAGAAGUCCAGCAGCUGUUUGUUCAACAUUUUCUAAUGAAAAUUUUUAUCGAAAACAGUCAAGUUAUAUCCCUAAUAGUGCGCAGAGUAUAAUUCUAGAUGAUGUCCAGUCUGAGGAAGAGGAAAAAAUUUCAAAAGAGGUGAUAUCAAAAAUCAAUGACCAAAUAAAGAACAAAACCCAUAGUCGCCUUUUUGCAGUUAUUCAGCUUUGUGAAAGAAAAUUUAAAAUAACUGAUGAAGAUAUUAUUGCUGUUGGAUCAUUUUUUCCUGCCGGUGUUGGAGACAAAAUUCGUCUGGAGAAAGUAUUGGCUGUUGGGAGCACUGAUUUUACCCUCUUAGGGAGGCCUUUAUUAAGCAAAGAUUUAAUUCGUAUUGAUGCUACUGUAAUAGAGAAAACAUACAUUGUACCAAGACCAUUAUUUAGAAUGGGAAUCCAUUAUCAAAGACUUCAUUGGUUUCGCACACCAUAUGUUUUAAUAAGAAUUAAUAGUAUCAAUUUUCUACACUCAUUGGAUGAUCUUCCUUCUGUAGAAGGUGUUGAAGACAGAGUUAUUUAUUAGUUUCUUGUUCAUUUUGAAUAAAUUCUUCAAAUUUUACUAAA
Stegodyphus dumicola is the source of this 770-nucleotide messenger RNA. It is a transcript of the gene mRpL21, whose product is annotated as mitochondrial ribosomal protein L21. Gene Ontology annotation, molecular function: structural constituent of ribosome. Gene Ontology annotation, cellular component: ribosome; mitochondrial large ribosomal subunit. The record is from RefSeq and is a predicted model, not a curated record. NCBI's taxonomy places the organism in Eukaryota, Metazoa, Arthropoda, Arachnida, Araneae, Eresidae.